AUGGAAACUCGUUCUAACACUCAAGGUCAGGCAAAGGUGUUGUAUCCUGUACCAAAGAGUAAGGCCAAGGCCAAGGCCAAAGCGAAGGCCAAGGCCAAGGCCAAAGCGAAGGCCAAGGCCAAACCGAAAGCUAAGGCUCAAGCGAAGGGCAAGGCUAGGGCGAAGGCCGCACCUAGGACUGCUUGUACAGCACAGUGCGUCCUUUCCAACAAUAUUGGAGGCCCAAAGGCUGACAUUCGAGUCAGAGACUGGAUCUCCAAGGACCGUUCCUCGCAUGGACUCAGCAGGUGCAAGCAACAACUCGUAACUUGUCCGAAGGCACGUGUAGCUCUGAAGAAAGCCAGCUACCCGAACAACCGUCAUCAAGUGAACAUUGGAAUGGAGCCCGUUUUUCCUAUCUCCGAUAGCGGAGACUUCGAGACACCACGCGAAGAUGUUAUAUUCCUGGACCUACCGCCGGCAGAUGCACUAGGAAAUGACGCCGAUCAAGCGCCUGAUGAUCGUUCAGAAGAACCCAUGAUCUUCUUUAACUUACCAGGUGCAACUCCAAAUGUGUUGCUAGGCAGCGAAGGGUCGCAAAGGACAACAGAUGCAGAGAUACAGGAACAAACUGCGGAUGAUGUGCAAGUGCCUGUCUGUAGAGAGAUCCCACGCGAUCCAUUGACUGACGACAGGCUGCACGAAUCAGUGACGGAAGAGUCAACAUCAUCCGAUAGCGAACGACCGAAGAAGGUCCGCGGUGCCGCUAUUAACUGGGGCGAUCCCGUUGAGACCUUUGAUGAUGAGGUUGAGGCAGCCUUCUGGUUGGCAACUAAUGGCGGCUUUGCUAAAUUGAGGUGA
Molecule: messenger RNA, 840 nt
Organism: Perkinsus marinus ATCC 50983
Lineage: Eukaryota; Perkinsozoa; Perkinsida; Perkinsidae
Exons: 6
Coding region: 1-840 (279 amino acids)
Source: RefSeq, a predicted model, not a curated record